UUGGCCGGAGUGGAUGUCGUUUCGCUUGCCGCCGCCGCCGCCGCCGCCGUCGUCGUCGUCGGGAUCGUCACGUACGCUUAACGGACCGGGACGCGUCAUGGAAUCCUGAUAGUGCACGAGGAUACCCUCGUCCGAAGGCAGCAAGCGGUUCUCAACCUUGAGCAACAGUCCUGUGAGAGUGUGCCAUCAUCAUGGAUGGGAAAGUGUACACCGAGAAAGUGAAGAAUCCCAGAGCGGGCGCCAACAUCUUCAGCGUCUUGACAUUUUCUUGGGUCCUACGCAUUUUCUGGGUGGGUUACCGCAGGGAUCUUGAAGUAACUGAUUUGUACACCCCGCUUAAAGAGCAUACAAGUGGUAUUCUUGGUGUUAAAAUAGCGAAUGCCUGGGAGAAAGAAUGCGAGGCGUACCAGCGUCGACUGGAGCAGAGCACGAAGAGCGGGUCGCAGAAGGAAGUCAAGGAGCCAAGCCUGAUGAAGGUCCUCAUCAGGUGUUUCGGCUUCAAGACCCUGCUGUACGGGAUUUUUAUGGCCGUUAUGGAGAUCUUGCUCAGGGUGCUGCAACCGUUAUUAUUGGGUCAGAUGUUGCUCUAUUUUAACACCAUGGAUGUUGACAAGUUCUAUGCUUACCUUUGCGCCGCUGGCGUCAUUCUAUGCUCCGCUCUCAACGUGUUCGUCGUCCAUCCCUAUAUGAUGGCCAUCCUGCACAUGGGCAUGAAGGUCCGCGUGGCCUGCUGCUCGCUUAUUUACCGUAAGAUGUUGAAGAUGACCAGAACCGCGCUGGGCGAGACGACGAUCGGCCAGGCGGUCAAUCUGUUGUCCAACGACGUCAACAGAUUCGACGUCAGUAUCAUAUUUCUCCAUUACCUAUGGCUCGGACCUUUGGAGACCAUUAUCAUCACGUACGUCAUGUACCACGUGAUCGACGUUGGAGUGUCAUCUAUCAUUGGCGUCGCCUCUUUGUUGAUGUUUAUCCCUUUACAAGCGUGGCUGGGCAAAAAGUCGUCGGAGCUGAGAUUAAAAACCGCCAUCAGGACUGAUGAAAGGGUGCGAUUGACGAAUGAGAUUAUUAGCGGAAUUCAAGCCAUCAAGAUGUAUACCUGGGAGAAUCCCUUUAGCGCGCUCAUAGAAAAAGCAAGAAGCAAGGAAGUUAAUGUCAUCCGAUGGGCGUCGUAUAUCAGGGGUGUCACUUUGUCGUUCAUCAUCUUUACCACGAGGAUGUCGCUGUUCAUUACAGUGCUGGCUUACGUGUUGUUCGGCUACAAGAUAACGGCCGAAAAAGUCUUCGUGAUAACUGCCUAUUACAACAGUUUACGCACAACUAUGACUGUUUUCUUCCCACAAGGGAUAACGCAGGUUGCGGAAGCAAUGGUAUCUAUAAAACGGCUGCAGAAGUUCUUGAUGUAUGAGGAACUGACACCUCCCCAGAUCGAAGCGAAGAAGGACAGCAAGGAUAACGCGAAAGAAAAUAACAAGGAAGACGCGAAGGAGAGUAAUAAGGAAGACGCGAAGAAGAGUAACAAGGAGAACACGGAGGAUCUGGUCGAGCAGAAGAAGAGUAACUACAUGAUCGCAGAUCAGCCGAAUCAUAUCGAGCACAGCAUAUCCAUCGAGAACGGCAGUGCCAAGUGGUUGGACUAUGAGCGAGAAGACACCCUGCAGAAUAUUAACAUAAAGGUGCACCCCGGUGAACUGAUCGCCAUCGUCGGCCAGGUCGGCGCGGGCAAAAGCAGCCUGUUAAACGUCAUCCUGAAAGAGCUACGUUUGCAAGAAGGCUCCAUUCAAGUUAACGGCAAGAUUGCUUAUGCCAGUCAAGAACCGUGGCUGUUCGCAGGAUCGGUGAGACAGAACAUUCUAUUCGGACAAAAGAUGGAUCAAAUCCGAUACGAUCGCGUGACUAAAGUGUGUCAAUUAAAGAGGGAUUUCAGCCUGCUGCCUUAUGGCGAUAAGACGAUCGUAGGCGAGAGGGGUAUCAGUCUUUCCGGUGGUCAGCGUGCAAGAAUAAACUUGGCCAGAGCCGUUUACGCCGAUGCCGACAUAUAUCUCCUGGACGAUCCCCUGAGCGCCGUUGACGCCCAUGUGGGCAAGCACAUGUUUGAAGAAUGCAUCGAAAAAUAUCUACGAGGCAAGACUCGGAUUCUCGUGACUCAUCAAUUGCAAUAUCUGCGCGACGUCGGUAGAAUUAUUGUUCUGAAAGACGGGGCCAUCCAGGCUGAAGGCACCUAUGACGAGUUGGGCUCUAUGGGGGUGGAUUUCGGUCGGCUGUUGGAGAAUCAAGCGAAAACGGACGAGAAAUCCUCUCGACCCCCCUCCGCUCCCGUUAGCCGUAGCAAUUCACGUACCGCCAGCAUCACGUCGCUGAGUUCCUUCAUGACGAAUGAAACUUCAAAACAAGAACCUGAAGAGGUGGCUGAGAUGCGAACAGUAGGCAAUGUUUCCGGCGAUGUAUACACGGGUUACUUCCGCGCUGGCGGCAAUUGGUGUAUUAUAUUUAUGGUGGUUAUGCUUUGCAUAAUGACACAAUUAGCAGCCAGCGGCGGUGACUUUUUUAUUGCGCGAUGGGUUGAUAUAGAGGAAAACUAUAUGAAUCAAACGGACGAGGGCGUCGUGGAAGAUCCGGAGAGUCCCUUCACUCGCAUGGAGUGCAUCUACAUCUACAGUGGGCUGACUCUGCUAACAAUCGUUAUCACUCUGACUCGUUCGUGGGCUUUCUUCUGGACGUGUAUGCGGGCUUCAAUACGCUUGCACGAUCGUAUGUUCCGCAGCAUCAGCCGCGCCACUAUGCGAUUCUUCAACACCAACACGUCCGGACGUGUGCUCAAUCGUUUCUCCAAGGACAUGGGCGCGGUAGACGAGAUGCUACCGACUGCGCUUAUCGAUUGUAUCCAGAUCGGUUUAUCGCUGCUAGGCAUCAUCGUCGUGGUCGCCAUCGCGAACGUGUGGCUGUUGAUACCCACGGUGAUUGUCGGUAUUGUCUUUUAUUACCUGAGAUUCUUCUACCUGGCCACCAGUCGUAGCGUCAAGCGUCUCGAAGGCAUCACCCGCUCGCCGGUCUUUGCACACCUGAGCGCGACUCUUCAAGGACUACCGACGAUCCGCGCGUUCGGGGCGGAAAUGAUUCUUACGAAGGAAUUUGAUAAUCACCAGGAUCUUCAUUCGUCCGCGUGGUACAUCUUCAUUGCUUCCUCGCGCGCCUUCGGCUUCUGGUUGGAUGUUUUCUGCGUGCUGUACAUCAUGUUGGUCACGCUAAGUUUUCUUGUGCUGGACAACUACGGUCGCGGCUCGAUGGACGGCGGAUACGUAGGCCUGGCGAUCACGCAGAGUAUCGGUCUCACUGGCAUGUUCCAAUGGGGUAUGCGCCAGAGCGCCGAGCUGGAGAACCAGAUGACCUCGGUGGAGCGCAUCCUUGAGUACAGCAAAGUUUACAGCGAGCCACCUCUCGAGAGCACCCCUGAUAAAAAGCCUAAGUCCGAAUGGCCGCAGGAAGGCAAGAUCCAGUUCAAGAACGUGUUCUUGCGCUACGCGCCGUUGGAACCGCCAGUUCUCAAGAACCUCAACUUCGUCGUCUUCCCGCGCGAGAAAAUCGGCAUCGUCGGUAGGACCGGCGCCGGCAAGUCAUCCUUGAUCCAGGCGCUCUUCCGCCUGGCCGACGUGGACGGUGUGAUCGAGAUCGACGGAGUCAACACGGGCCAGAUUGGUCUGCACGAUCUGCGCUCCAAGAUCAGCAUAAUCCCGCAGGAACCGUUCCUGUUCUCCGGCAGCCUGAGACGGAACCUCGACCCGUUCGACUCGUACACGGACGAUCCGCUGUGGCGGGCACUUGAGGAGGUCGAGCUGAAGGAGAUGGGCCUGGAGGCCCACAUCAAUGAGGGCGGCUCCAAUCUCAGCGUUGGCCAGCGGCAGCUGGUCUGCUUGGCGCGCGCCAUCGUCAGAAACAACCCAAUACUCGUGCUGGACGAGGCGACCGCGAAUGUGGACCCGCGAACGGACGAGUUGAUCCAGACGACGAUCAGAAAGAAGUUUGAGAAAUGUACAGUGCUAACAAUCGCUCAUCGACUCAAUACCGUCAUGGACAGCGAUCGCAUUCUGGUGAUGGACGCCGGCAGCGCGGUGGAAUUCGAUCAUCCCCACGUGCUGCUGCAGAAGGAAACGAGCUACCUGAAGAGCAUGGUGCAUGAGACCGGCACGGCGAUGGCGGAGGCUCUGGCCGGCGUUGCCCGCGACUGCUAUCAGAGUCGCGCAUUCACGGUGCUUUGAUACAUCAUCGACGUUAAUUUCUCGCAAUUACGUCCGACAGACACUGUGGUAGGUUGCUGCGAAAGUUCCGUUAGUGUUUGCGACCAUUUCUUAGGCAAAAUUCUAGGGAUUCGAAAAAUAAUAGGAAAGGUGGAGUUGCAGGGUGAAAUUCUGUCUGAGAUUUUGUUAGAAUUUACAAUUGUCAGGGUUUACUUUACAUUCUUAUCUUUGUCCUCUGUAUUCUAUUCACAUGGAAAUUCUAUUGUAUUGUUUAUUCUAUUGUAUUCUUUCGACGUGUUAUAGUUUUCAGGAUUUUUCAUUUAGAAUUAUCAGCAUUCGUGAAUUUGGAUAAUUAAAAAAGGAAAAUCCAGAAACAAAUAUACGAGGAUGAUUUGGAGAUAGGAAAAAUUCGGGACGUCAGAGUUUAGAAUGAAUAAAAUCUAAAAUUAAUAUUAAGAGGUAUAAAAAAUCGAGGAAUAUGGAAAUCUAAGAAUAUCCAAAGCGGAUUUGAAGAGAAAAAAGAAAAGAGGUGAAUAAACGUAGAGAAAAAUAAAAGCUUGAACAAUCCCUCGGAUUCGGGAUUUACGAACUCGGUUCCAAGGAGCUAAAUAUUUAGAAGGCUUCAGAAAUGCUGAGAGAAUAAGAAAUCGGCAGAAACUGACGAAACUUUCGUCAGCGGAGUAAUAGAUUAAUAAUCGUUUUUUACUGAAAGCUGCACAGUUCUAUCUAGCUGGUCUUUUUUUCGAUGUAACGCGCGAUUAUAUCGCCAAUGCAUGCCAGUGCAGCGAACAAUUAGAAAAUCAGCAAAACUCGCGUGGAUCGCGGCGCAACCGUAGUUACAGUAUUAUUACGUCACUUUUGUAUCAGCCUAACCCAGAUAUUUCAUCAGGAAGAGUGAAAAGCUUAACUCGUUGGAUCACUGAUUUUUCGUACCGUCACUGUGAACUGCCAUAAACGCUUUUUGAAAAGAAUUUUUUGUAUAUAUACAAAAAUUUAAUGAAUAGUAAAUUUUUGGAAAUAAUAAAUUAAUAAAUACA
Temnothorax curvispinosus is the source of this 5269-nucleotide messenger RNA. Its product is annotated as probable multidrug resistance-associated protein lethal(2)03659. Lineage: Eukaryota; Metazoa; Arthropoda; Insecta; Hymenoptera; Formicidae. The record is from RefSeq and is a predicted model, not a curated record. Bases 192 to 4253 code for a protein of 1353 amino acids. Gene Ontology annotation, cellular component: membrane. Gene Ontology annotation, molecular function: ATP binding; ATP hydrolysis activity; ABC-type transporter activity. The transcript is spliced from 15 exons. Gene Ontology annotation, biological process: transmembrane transport.